AUGCUGAAGUGCAGAGUCAGGUCAAGACUGGGUUUGUCUGAGCAGCUAGUGAGUAAGAGGGCUGUGACCAGGGCUCUGAGAAAUAGGGACAGGGGCCAUCCUGACAAAGAGAAGAAAGAACUGCCCGGGGAAGGUGAAGAAGCCCAGCAACAAACAUUAACAUUCCCCCUGCAGAACAGGCAUACAGAAACACGGAAGCAUGUUACACACAGCGCACUCUCACAGCAUGCACGCGUGCACACGCACACACACCUGCUCCGCUGCUAUCCUGUGCGAGGUCUCUGUGGCCCCGCUCUCUCAGGGCAUCUAGGAUCAACUGUUCUAAAUCCAAGCUCCCAGGAAGCGUUCCAGGGCUGGCCUGACUUGGAAUUUAAGCAGCAGCUCCGCCCUCCAUGGAGUGAGCAGUGGCCGGGGCUCCGGAUGAGGCGGGCCUGCCCCCUCGCGGCCACGGUGCUGCACGGCAGCUCUGAGGGCUCGCGAGCUGUGCAGCCGCCAGUCAGCUCCUCCCGAGGACGCAGGGAGGAGGCACAGGAAGAGAGUCGUUCAGUCCCCAAGUCCCAUCCCCUUUCCCUCCCCGACAUCUCUCCCAGUUGCCCAGCUCUGGCUCCGUCGAGCUGCCGUGGUCUGUUAGCUGGACUCUGCCUCCAGCUUCUGUGUGGAAUCCAGGCACCUCGCUGCAGGACACUCGUUGUCGAUCCUCUGCGAUCUCUAAUUAAGGCCCUGCUGAGCCUCCUGUUAAUCUGCAGGGAGGAUCCUCCAGCGGAGAGACACGCCCUUCCUGCAGAGGCGCACCGCCAGCCACCGGGGACCAGGCGGGCGGCGUUUCUCCCGACACGCCCGCCGGAGGAGGCGACGACCCUCCCUGCGCUCGCGCUGAACCCCUGUUGCUGAGCUGCAGUUCCGGAGGUGUCCUGUCGCUCAAAUGUGGGGACGCGGGGGAACGAUCCAGAAGGUAAAUUUCAAAGCAGGCAAAACCUCUUGGCCCUCCACAACCUGGCCUCAAGUUUCCCUUCUAGCCUUAGUGCUGGCCUAGAAUGAAGGGCUGGAAUCAGACCGCCUGGGUUACAAUGCCAGGUGGGCUAGGUUUUAGGCAGGUAACUGUAUGAAAGGCUCUCAAUUCUAAAUUUCUUUACAAGGUUGUUAUGGAGACUAAACGAGGUCGCCUGAAUAUCAAAUUUAGCACAAUGCUUGCCACAUAGUGAAUCAUCAAUGAAUGGCAGCUGUCAUUUUCCCUCCCGGGUUAGGAAAACAAAUGGCUUGCUCAUAGUUCUGAUACGGGCCUUGCACUGAAAUUCCCAUGUCUGCACCUUGGCUUUUGACACCGUUUGCCUGGAGCGUCCACUAUCACCACCUUGGUCAAAGCCACUGUCACCUCCUGCAAUAGAUUAAUUCACCUUCCUGCUCCCGCCCACAGUUAUGAUCUUUUAAAAUGUAAGUCAGAUUAUGUCACUCAUCUGCUCAAACCCCUAUUGCAGCCCCCGUUUCACUCGGUGGAAAAGCCAAAGCACUUACCAUGUCCUGGAGGCUCUACGUAAUCUGGCUUUUUCUCCUCGUACUAUUUCCCAUUGCUUUCUCCCUUGUUCACGCCAUUUCUUCCACAGUGACCAACUGCAUUUGCUGGAACACACCAGCAAUUUAUUGAUGGCCUUCGUGUUGGCUUUCCGUUCACCUAGAAUCUUUUCCUCACAUACCUGCGCAGCUCUUUCCCUUACUUUUCCAUGACUUUGCUCGGUCGUCACCUU
Molecule: messenger RNA, 1742 nt
Organism: Cebus imitator (Panamanian white-faced capuchin)
Lineage: Eukaryota; Metazoa; Chordata; Mammalia; Primates; Cebidae
Exons: 3
Coding region: 1-891 (296 amino acids)
Source: RefSeq, a predicted model, not a curated record